GUCGUGUAACUCCGGAGGGGUUUAGGGUUUAGGGUUUAGAGGACGACGCCGAGGCCCAAUUGCAGGGAGAGAGAGGAUCCAUGGCGAGGUCGGGACCCUCCCACUGAUCGAACCUGAGCCAGUGGAAGAGGAGGAGGAAGAGGCUUUGCGUCUGAUUCCAUGACUUGAUCAAGUCGCAUUCGGCCCGAGCUUACAGAGUCGUCAACAUGGCGAAUCAGACGAAUCUGGCGAAAGGCAAACGCCGCAGCGAAAGCUUGCCAGGUGACAAUGGCGAUGUGGUCGUGCUUCACAGGGGUGAAGUGAAGAAACGGCGUGGCGAGAAGGAGGAGAACAAGUGGAAGCAUAUCAAGGACAAGAAGUUGAGGGGGCAAAUUGUUCAAAGAGAGAAGCUCUUUGGAGAGGCGGCUGAAACCGCUACGAAAGUCCAGCAGUGGUUAUUACCAAGUGAAGCAGGGUAUUUGGAAGCAGAAGACCUAGAAGAUACUCGUCAUUUUAGUCAAGAGGCUAUCGUCAAGGAAGUCGAUGUAACGAGUGCACGAAAAGCUUUCGACUUGCAAUUGCCAGAUCUCGGUUCAUACACAGUGGACUAUAACUCCAAUGGACGGUUCUUACUACUCGGUGGCCGGAAGGGGCAUCUUGCUAUGAUGGAUUGGAAGAAAUCGCGGCUGAUGAUGGAAUUACAGGUACGAGAAACUACGCGGGAUGUGAAAUUCUUGCACAAUGAGACCUUUUUUGCUGUGGCGCAGAAAAAAUAUGUCUUCAUCUACGACAGGAAAGGUGUGGAGAUCCAUUGUAUGCGGGACCAUAUUCAACCAUUGAAAUUGGAGUUUUUACCUCAUCAUUUCUUGCUCGCAAGUGUAGACAAGGCUGGAAUAUUGAGGUAUCAAGAUACGAGUACUGGGACCCUUGUUGCCCAGCAUCGGACCCAUUUGGGUCGCGGGGGUGUUCUACGCAUGAAUCCGUACAAUUCUAUUUUAGGCUUGGGGCAUAGCAAUGGGACGGUCACUAUGUGGUCUCCGAACAUGUCAACUCCUCUUGUUUCGAUUCUUUGUCAUCGUGGACCUGUGACCACUGUUGCCUAUGACCUUGCGGGUGUACACAUGGUAACGGGUGGAAUGGACGGCCAAGUGAAGGUUUGGGAUGUAAGAAAAUAUCUUCCAUUACACACCUAUAUUGCUCCGACCACCCCGAAAGCCCUUGAAAUCAGUCAGAGGGGACUAAUUGCAGUAGGCUGUGGGUCCAAAAUUGAAAUCUGGCGAGAUGCCUUGGCAACCAAACAGGUCAAACCUUACUUGUCACACAGAUUGGCCAAGGGUGCACAAGUGGAAGACUUUGCCUUCUGCCCGUAUGAAGACGUUCUAGGAACUGGGCAUUCAGCAGGUAUCUCGUCGCUUCUUGUUCCAGGCGCUGGAGAGCCCAACUUCGACACGUACGUGGCGAAUCCGUUUGAGACAUGGAAGCAGCGGCGGGAGGCAGAGAUCCAGCGUCUUCUGAAUAAGCUACCUCCCGACACCAUUGCACUCGAUCCUAACACCAUUGGUGGUAUCCUCCGGGCUGGUAACGAGAAUCAGAAAGCGAAGUUGGCUCUGUCAGAGGAAGCCAACAAAGCGAAUGCAAUUGCAGCAGGAAAGGAGGUCAAGGAGAAGAAAAAAAUGAAGGGAAAAAACAAACCAAGUAGGCGGCACAAGAAGAAGCAGUUGAAUGUCAUUACAGCUGAAAUGCAAAUUAAACGCGACUUGAUGGCGAAACAAAAGUCUGACAGCAAAAAACCUACCACCACUGUUGAAGUUAAUGACACUUCUCUUCCUCUAGCAUUAGAACGAUUCAAACGCAAGUAAUCUUAUUUAUGUAACAAUAUUUUUGGUAUGUUUGUUUCUUUAUUCGCCACACAUAUGACAACGGUGUGCUCCCCUUCAUACGGUUUUCUACCUUAUGUGCGUCGUACAAUGAGAGGAAAACGGAUCCCUCUUCAGAUUCAAGAAGCUACAUGAGAUUCUUUGUAAUCAUUAACAGUGAUAGAAACCAGUGAAAUUAUAUCAUUAGGAAGUUAACAGUCGUGCUUUCGCUCUAACCCUUAGAUGAAGGAUGAGCCGACAAUGAACACGAGUGAUAGCCGCCAUGUUUGACGAUAUUUUCUCAGUUGUUAUCCAAUGAGUUUAGCCACGUCGACCCUCAUGAAAUCCGUGGGCCGUAACGUGGACUUUA
Physcomitrium patens is the source of this 2205-nucleotide messenger RNA. Its product is annotated as putative U3 small nucleolar RNA-associated protein 7. The record is from RefSeq and is a predicted model, not a curated record. Gene Ontology annotation, cellular component: 90S preribosome; nucleolus; small-subunit processome. Gene Ontology annotation, molecular function: protein binding. Gene Ontology annotation, biological process: maturation of SSU-rRNA from tricistronic rRNA transcript (SSU-rRNA, 5.8S rRNA, LSU-rRNA). Lineage: Eukaryota; Viridiplantae; Streptophyta; Bryopsida; Funariales; Funariaceae.